GACGGAACGACGGGGCAAUGCGCAUCCAAAUGGUUUGCGAUUCGACACCAUCGCUAGUGAGUGCGGCAAUACGGGAUGCGUUGCACUCGACGGGCGGCAACACAACGAAUGGACGCACAGUUACGGGACACGGAUACGGCACGACAACGAGUUCCUCCAGCAGCAACGGUGUCACGGUGAAUGGAAGCGGAUCGUCCGGUGCACAUUCGGCUGCCGCUGCCAGCAAACAACAGCUUCCGUUCCGGCGCACGAUAGUGGCCCCGCUUGACACCGAUUACGACCAGUAUGACGAACCGGAGGACGGAGGGCCGAACGAUUUGGUGGAAUCGAUCAGCCAGUCACUGCGCCAGGGUCAGCAGGUGAAACCGAUAACGUAUGAGGAAGGCCCAAGCUACACCACCAGCCUGGACAAGCUAAAGUCCAAAUAUAUUGUCCUAAAAGCGGGCACACCGACCACCGAUUCCACUGCCUGCGGUGUUGACUCUCUAGUAAGCAAUUCCAACACGUCGUCAUCGUCCCUGUUUGGUGCUGCUGGGCUGUCCAAAGCAACCACAGGUGGUGGAGCACCGAACGCAACACCGCUGACCAUGAACGGUGGCGGUUCGUUGAAGUUCUCAGCCUCCUCACAAUUGCCUAGCGCGGCCAAAUCGUCCGGCAAUAUACCUCAACAGCAAAAUGGCGUCCCUGCCUCCGCUACUAGCAGCAGCAGUAGUACUACUGCCGCCGGAAGGAUGGAUACCACCACCAACACAACACUGCCCACACCGAAGCGGACACUUUUCCCCCGCGAAAGCGUACAGAUCGGAUGGAAAACGACCGGCCGGAAAUGGUUGGUCGGUGCUGGUAUGAUGAAUAUGGGCAACACCUGCUACCUAAACUCGACACUGCAAGCCCUGUUUCAUGUGCCGGCCAUCGCGAAUUGGCUGCUGUCGGAUGAGCCACAUCGGGUGAAGUGUGAUGAUGGCGGUUCCGGCGGAAGUUGUAUCAUCUGUGCGAUGGCCAAAACGCUGCUCGAAUCACAGACCAAUCAUACCGCCUUCCGGCCAUAUCUGGUGUACUCGAAGCUGAGGCUUGUCUGUAAGCAUCUUGUGCCGGGCCGGCAGGAGGAUGCCCACGAGUUCCUGCGCUAUCUGGUGGAAGCGAUGGAAAAAUCGUACCUCAACCGUACCAAGAACAGCAAGGAGCUGGACCAGUACAGCAAGGAGACCACACCGCUGAAUCAAAUCCUUGGCGGAUAUUUACGGUCCGAGGUGAAGUGUUUGUCCUGUCAGCACGUAUCGACCACCUUUCAGCACUUUGAGGAUCUGCUGUUAGACAUACGGAAAGCGAACUCCAUCGAUGAAGCGCUGGAGCUUUACUUUGCGCGCGAACGGCUCGAGGAGAUGGGUUACAAGUGUGAGGCGUGCAAGCGGCGCGUAGCGGCCACGAAGCAAUUUUCCCUGGAGCGUGCUCCAUUCGUGCUGUGCAUACAGCUGAAGCGCUUCUCGAUGCUUAGUGGCAAGAUUAACAAGCACGUCGAGUUGCGUUCGAAGUUGGAUCUGGCUCCGUACUCAUCGCCCGCAAUGCGCACGACUGGCGGCAAGCUUACGUACCGGCUGACGUCGAUGGUGACGCAUUUGGGCAGUACGCAGCACUGUGGCCAUUACACCGCGAUCGGCCAUACGGAUGCGGCCGGGUACCACGUGUUCGAUGACAGUUCCGUACGGCCGAUUGGCAUCCAGAACGUGAUGAACACGAACGCGUACAUUUUGUUUUACGAGCUGGAAAGUGUGGCGGCCGGUGCUGUUGGUCUACCGAAUGGAACCUGUCGACCGAAGGCUACCGUUAGCGUCGGUCAACCGAGCAGUACGGCAACACUCACGUCGAUGGGACAUCUAAGCAAUGGUACUACACCACCGACUGGCGGCGGCAACGCCGGUAUCGGAAGUGGAACCAGCGGGAGUAGUAGUAGUAGCGGUGGAGGAGGAGGGAGUGGUGGCACGCCCGGAAAAGCCAUUAACUCAUCGCCACUCCGGGUACUCGGUACUGGCGGCGGCAAUGCAUCUACUGGUGGCCUCUUCCCGAGCAAGUUGGAACAGAAGCCUGGCCUUAUUGGGCCAGUGUUACCAAUCGCUCAACCGAACUCAACGGCCAGCCCAUCCACAGCAGCCGGCGCAACAGCCAGCGGUGGCCCAACAACAACAACAAUAACAACAACAACAACCAGCUUAACCUCAUCGGCCAGCGCUUCGGGCAGAGAGAUGGCGAUUUUUUCCUCCCCUUCAUCGACUGCGUCAACCCUUUCGAAUGCUUCUCCGCUUAGUUCCCCUGCAAAGCAGCAGGAGCAGUCGGCCAGCAAAAUUCCUAAGCUUCCCGAUAUUAACGGGCGCUCCUUGAACGACCGGACCGAAAAGGGAGAAAAGAUGCAAAAGGGCAGCAAAUCUUUGUCCACUCCGUUGCUUGCUUCCAUGCCGAAGCUAAACUCUCCGAAUAAAACGUUGGACAGUAGUAACACCAACGGUUACGGUUCCUCGUCGUCUUCGGCGGUCGUUAUCAGUCUGGUACCGUACGAUAGUGACGAUACGAGCAGCAGUACCAGCGAGGACGAAGGCGAACAAACGCAUAACAGCAGUAGUAAAUCGAUCGUGCUGACGAAUGGUAGCGGUGGUGGCGGUAGUUCGGCGGCAAAGCGUACCAAACAGCAGCUGAUCGCUUUUGGGUUGAAUGGCAAACGUAGCGAGGUGAAGAACAACAAACCGGAGGAAGCAGAUGUGGAUGAGGACGAGGAUGAAGAGGACGAUCGUACCGGUUCGGCCGCAUCCCGUUCGCCGCAGAUGAUCAAAACCAAGGCAGGUCUUUGGCGGGUCUCGAACAGCAGUACGGCCGAUCAGCUCAGCUAUCCGGACAGUGGAUCGGCCUCCUCGUCCAAAUCAUCCUCCCCAGCAACAUCGGGCGUUUCCUCGCCCACUAACUCACCCGGUCAGAAGUUAACACCCCUAAAGCUCCCCCUAAAAAAUGGUGCUUCCGGUGGUGAACCAGCAUCGUCGUCCUCACUGGUGAGCAACGGCCAUCCUCGACCCUUGACGGCACAGCACAACGGUGUGAAUGCCAGUUGGAAAGGGAACAAAUCAGCAUCGAACGGAUACCACCCGAACGGUGGAGGAGCUGGAGGAAGUCGUUCUUCGUCACCUGGUGGUGAAGGAAAGGGAAACGGAUCUUCGUCGGCCGUGCAAAUGCUGAUGAAAUACUCCCAUCGGGGCUAUGGUGCACCGGUCAAGAGCUGGAACGGUCAGCAAACGGCAAUGGAGCGCGAAUUGGCAAACGAACGACGCGAGGAACGCAAGCGUCAGAUCGAGGAAGAUCGUGAAACGGAAAUGGAUCGAGGCAGGGUUAAGAAAACGAAGGGCGCUAAUGGUGGUGGUGGUGGAAAUUCCGGCGGAAGCAAUCCAUUCCAGCAGUACCAGAACCAGAGCGGUGGUGGUGGUAAGUGGGUGGGAAAUGGUGGUAGUGGAAACCGGAAUCACUUGCACAACCAGCAUCAGAACAACUACCGUGGUGGUGGUGGUGGUGGUGGUGGGGGUGGCGGUGGAGGUUAUUAUCAGAACGGAAAUGGUAACCGACAUCAUGGCGCUAGUGGUGGGUUUCGUACCGGUGGAAGACGGUUCGGGGGAGGCGGGGGCGGUCGGAAUGGUGGCGGAUUCCACACAAAGGCUCAUCACCACCAUCAGCGCGGUGAGACGGGUAGCGGCAUGGCUGGUGGUGGUGGCGGUAGCAACCGAUUUUAUCAUCGAUAAA
Messenger RNA from Anopheles maculipalpis, 3774 nucleotides. It is a transcript of the gene scny, whose product is annotated as ubiquitin carboxyl-terminal hydrolase 36. The coding region runs from base 18 to 3773 and encodes 1251 amino acids. Gene Ontology annotation, molecular function: cysteine-type endopeptidase activity; cysteine-type deubiquitinase activity. The transcript has 3 exons. Gene Ontology annotation, cellular component: nucleus; cytosol. Gene Ontology annotation, biological process: regulation of apoptotic process; protein deubiquitination. NCBI's taxonomy places the organism in Eukaryota, Metazoa, Arthropoda, Insecta, Diptera, Culicidae. The record is from RefSeq and is a predicted model, not a curated record.